AGCAGUUUCUAUAGGUCUCUUGUGAAUAUCUGGGAUUCAGAUGAUGAUAUAUAGUCCUGCUGUGUAAUGCUUUGGGAUAUCUUGAAGGACAGAUUAAAUGACCAGCACUGGAGGCCAAUAGAGCUAUUAAGAGUUUGUUCAUAAGGAAAUCUGUUAAUCCGUCGUAGUUACAUUUGAAGCUGCACACUAUCAAAACUAUUCUAUGUGCUUGCCGUAGUCUAGUAGUAUCAGUGUUUGAUCAACAGAUAAUUGAGCUACUAUAAAAAAUUUUAGAAAACGGAGCUGUGCCUAGCCAUUUUUUGUUUUGUAUGAUUUUUCUUCUAAAAACAAACUGAAAAGAGAAUUAAGGAAAACUUGAGAGAAUUGUUCUACAUCCAAAAUGAUACCCUGUGGACCAGUUCUGUCAUUUGUUCGGUGUCUGUUGCGAAGAAAAAUUGUCACUACGGACAGUCUUGAGGAUUCCAAGCUAUGCCGAUGUUUAUCCACUGUGGACCUUAUCGCUCUGGGAGUGGGAAGCACUCUUGGUGCUGGUGUUUAUGUACUUGCUGGAGAAGUCGCAAAAGCAGAUUCUGGACCUAGUAUUGUUAUUUCUUUCCUCAUUGCUGCCUUGGCAUCUGUGAUGGCAGGUCUUUGCUAUGCUGAGUUUGGUGCUCGUGUUCCCAAGACUGGUUCUGCAUAUUUGUAUACUUAUGUAACUGUUGGUGAACUGUGGGCUUUUAUCACUGGCUGGAAUCUCAUUUUAUCAUACGUUAUAGGUACAUCCAGUGUAGCAAGAGCGUGGAGUGGCACCUUUGAUGAACUCCUUGGAAAACAAAUUGGUCAGUUUUUCAGAACCUACUUCAGAAUGGAUUUUUCUGGUCUAGCAGAGUAUCCAGACUUCUUUGCAGUAUGUCUGAUAUUGCUUCUGGCAGGUCUUCUGUCUUUUGGAGUAAAAGAAUCUGCAUGGGUGAAUAAGAUCUUCACUGCUGUUAACAUCUUGGUUCUCCUCUUCGUUAUGAUUUCUGGCUUUGUGAAAGGAGAUGCUGACAACUGGAAAAUAAGUGAAGAAUCUCUCAUAAAUCUCACAACACAAACAGGAAAUUAUUCUUCCUAUAAGAACGUGACAAGCAUAUUUGGGGCUGGUGGUUUUAUGCCAUAUGGUUUUACAGGAACAUUGGCUGGUGCUGCAACAUGUUUUUAUGCCUUUGUGGGAUUUGAUUGCAUUGCAACAACUGGGGAAGAAGUCAGGAAUCCUCAGAAAGCUAUACCUAUUGGAAUUGUGACUUCCCUGCUUGUCUGUUUUAUGGCCUAUUUUGGUGUUUCAGCAGCUUUGACUCUUAUGAUGCCAUACUACCUUCUAGAUGAGAAAAGUCCUCUUCCUGUAGCAUUUGAAUAUGUUGGAUGGGGUCCUGCAAAGUAUAUUGUAGCAGUGGGAUCCCUCUGUGCUUUGUCCACAAGUCUUCUUGGAUCCAUUUUCCCAAUGCCACGUGUAAUCUAUGCUAUGGCGGAAGAUGGGUUGCUUUUCAAAUGUCUAGCUCAAAUCAAUUCCAAAACGAAGACUCCAGUUAUUGCUACUUUGUCAUCGGGUGCAGUAGCAGCUAUAAUGGCAUUUCUUUUUGACCUAAAGGCUCUGGUGGAUAUGAUGUCUAUUGGUACACUUCUUGCUUACUCGCUUGUAGCAGCCUGUGUUCUCAUCCUCAGGUACCAACCCAAUUUGACCUAUGAGCAACCAAAAUAUUCUCCAGAGAAAGAGGCUCUGACGGGAUCAGAAAGGGAAUCUCAAAUUAGCAUGCUUCAGGGGCACCACUUCAGUCUUCAGACAUUGAUGAAUCCAUCCAGUUUGCCUACAGAGCAGUCUGCCACUACCGUUAGCUUUUUGGUGGGUCUAUUAGCUUUUCUGGUGUGUGGGUUGAGUGUUCUGACCACAUAUGGGAUUCAUUUUAUUGCUAAUAUGGAGCCUUGGAGCAUUGGUCUUCUUGCUGUGUUGGUAGUACUCUUCAUAGUCAUAGUUCUCACCAUGUGGAGGCAGCCUCAGAACCAGCAGAAAGUAGCCUUUAUGGUUCCAUUCUUGCCAUUUUUGCCAUCCUUCAGUAUCUUGGUGAAUAUUUACUUGAUGGUACAGUUAAGUGGAGAGACUUGGAUCAGAUUUAGCUUCUGGAUGGCUUUUGGCUUCUUUAUUUACUUUGCAUAUGGCAUCAGACACAGUCUUGAAGGUCAUCCUAGAGAUGAGGAAGAUGAAGAUACUUGCUCAGAAAAUAGUGGAAUACAGGAAAAGAACCCUGUGGAAGAAGCAGAUGAACAUACAAACGAAAACGCUCAGUUUAUUACACAUGAAAGGACAAGUGAAUGUUAAUGUUGCAAACAACCUUAACGUGCAUGUCUCUUAAGUAGUAGUAAACUCUGACUGAAUGUAGUUGCUGAACGAAAUUGUAAGAAGGUAGCUGCCAGCAGAUUGACAGUAAUUUGUUUGUGCAUCUUGAAAGUGCCUACCACAAAGCGUGACUGACAUGUUGAACUAGCUGCUAAUACCUCUUGGAUACUUCAGAUCCAAUCACAUGAAGACAUUCUUCAGUGAAAAAUUGAUAUCCCAGAUGAAAACAUCAAGGAAAAUGAGGGGAAGGACAGACUUCCAAGGGGAUAACCGUACCUUUGCUAUGCUAAAAUUUGGGGGUGUUUUGAUUGCACCAUUAUAUACAAUUAAUUGGUGAUGACAAAGUAUAAAGAGUUUUAGGAUUGCUUACAAAAGAGUGCCCUGAACAUUUUACGUUUUAUGAAGAAAGCAACUGCUUUUCAUAUGUUCUCGUUAUCCCUGUUUGUUAAAAUACUUUGUUAUGGUCUGACAGGGUAUAAUGAAUAACAAAGUGACGAUACUCUUUGAUCAUUCAAAUAUUGAAUUCCUUCUUAUUUCUUUACAGGGAACUAAUGAGAGAUUAAUUGGGAAUAGGUCUAGAGCAGUGGUUUUCAACCCCUGGCACCUGCAGACUAUGUCUAACUAAAGAAAAUAACGUUUCAGAUGCCAGAAAAGGCAUUCUGUUUUUCUGAUCAAUCAAAAGUAUGUGAAUACGCCCAUCUAUAGGUCAAAGCCUGGAAGUGUUACUGUUACCAUAGAAGCCCACAGUUUAGUGCCCUUUGUGCAUCAAAUACUGUACCAAGCACAUGCAACAUUUAUAGUUGAAUUCUGUUCAGUCAGUUUUCAGUGUAAAACUUCCAGGGUAGGGGUCUAUGGACCACAGGUUGAAUUUCCAAAGGGGUCCACACCUCAAUUCAAAAUUUUUAGAGGUCUUUAAAUCAAAAAAGAUUGAAAACCACUGGUCUAGAAAAUAAUCUGCAAAGCUUGUUUACAAAUGGUAACAGCACAAAUCAGACACUUUUAACAAAGUAGAGUAUAGUAUAUUUAUAUCAAAGUAAUAAGGAGAUGUUCAGUUAUUCUUACCAGUAAGCAA
Messenger RNA from Gopherus flavomarginatus (Mexican gopher tortoise), 3422 nucleotides. It is a transcript of the gene SLC7A2, whose product is annotated as solute carrier family 7 member 2. The transcript has 12 exons. The record is from RefSeq and is a predicted model, not a curated record. Gene Ontology annotation, biological process: amino acid transport; transmembrane transport. Gene Ontology annotation, molecular function: amino acid transmembrane transporter activity. The coding region runs from base 380 to 2332 and encodes 650 amino acids. Lineage: Eukaryota; Metazoa; Chordata; Testudines; Testudinidae. Gene Ontology annotation, cellular component: plasma membrane.